AAGAAGACGACAGAUGAGAGCUAGUGGAGGGCAGUGAGCACCCAGACGGACGGGAAGGUGGAAUUUGGGUUCUCCGCAGUCGAACAGUCAGGAUAUGUCUGUAAGGAUGGAAAUGGAUAUCAGUGGAGUUUCCAGGGCACAGGUCUCCAUUCUUCCUGCAGCUGAAAUCAAAGCCACAUUGAAACCAGAAGGAGAGAGACCUCGCUGUGCCAGCACCCCAUGUUCCCCAAUCAGAGGCACUGUGGCAGGAUACCAGAUCCUACACAUGGACUCAAACUAUUUGGUUGGUUUCACUACUGGUGAGGAGCUGCUAAAACUGGCCCACAAGUGGUCAGAAGGACCUCCAGCGAAGAGCUCAACAUCAGAGGCCGUGUCCACCUCGAUUCAGAGCACUGUCCCCAAAUCUGUGGACUUGGGCAUCCACCGGUCUUCACGAAUCUUCAAAGCCAGAGGUCUCUACUACCAGCCCUACGACAUUCCUGCUGCCAGUGGGCGGAGACGAAAACGUAUGCCCAGCUCCAGUGACACCUUCCUCAGGUCCCUGGCACAUGCUGAGCCUGGGCGGGGUCUGCAUACCCCACUACCCCUUUGUCUGCUUAAAGGAAAAGGGGCCCAGUCAAAGUCUCUUGACUACCUUAAUCUGGACAAAAUAAGUAUCAAAGAGUCGUCAGACACUGAAGUGUUACAGUACCAACUACAACACCUCACCUUGCGAGGGGAGCGUGUGUUUACCAGAAACAAGACAUAAAAGCACAGUGGAAGGCUUUUUUUAGUCGUCUUUCACCCUCUUGGGGAUUUAGGUGCUAUUUCCAGCUUGGUUUCUUAUGACUCGGAUUAUAACAGUCCUUUAAGAAGACCAUCUUAUAAUCUUGUUAUAUUAUUACUUUAGGGGUUUACCUUGUACUGUACACAUAUGUUGUGAGGUUGUUGAGGUUAAAAAUGUGAAUUAUAUAAACUUAGCAAUAACUGGUGAACAUAUUGACAGUGUUGUAUGUUUCCUCAGGUCAGAUACGCACUGAUAUAUCAGCUGACAGCUGACAAAAGCACAUAUCACAUACUGUAUCAGCUUUAAAAUGCACCAUUGGUAUCAGUCCAGUAAUAGAUUUACUAUUUUACUGUGGGGAGUUGUUGUUGUGACGUUUUGUGAUAUUUCUUUUCAAAGGGUAUGGAACUGCAUAUAACUGACAAAAUAACAAGACGAUGCUUACCUAUGUUGCUAAUUUAUAUAUAUAUUAUAUUGUUUAAUUUCUGUCAGUUAGUAUUUAAAUGCUUUUAAACCUCUUAUUUCCCAUAAGAGGUGAUACUUCAUUGAAGCUGUUUGUUGAAAGUAAAUGUAAAGUUGCCUCUCUUAACAUCUAUCAUAAUACUAUACUCACAUGUCAUCUGUACAUUUAAACGGUACUGGUUGCUGUAAGCAUUCCUUUUGUCCAUACUAGUGCUGAAGUGAGAUAACAAAGCCUACUCCUUAAACCUUGAUUACACAUCAUUGCAGAUGUGCACACAGACAGCUGCAGACACUGUGGAAGUUGUUAAUGUACUACUUUGUAGUCUGCCUACAAUCAGCUGGGAUGACUUAAUUCCAGACAUGAACAGUGCCAUUGGCUGCUUGUUUCAGGCAACUUUGUCCUUCCCUUGCACUGUCUGUGUUACGGUUUUCUUUGCGACGGGAAACAACAACAACAACAACCCCCAAGCAGCAAAGUACCACACUGAAAGUUUCAAGUGUUGCAGAGGUUUUUGAUUGUGGAGUAAGUCAGCCCUGCUAGUUGAUUUUUGUGGAUUCCUUAUUUUAAUGACAGUGCUCAUCCCUGACAUUCCACUCAUCGCUAUUUUUAGUGACCACUGAAGCCGCAUCCCCUGCUAGCCCAGCCCACGGCUGCUGUGAUUGGAAGGAAAGGUAAUAGCAGUGACUGCUUAUUUCACUCAUGACAUGUCUUCUGGCUUAUAAAGACACUACAUGGACAUGUUGACAAGUUUAAAAACUUGGCUCUUAAAGAUGUAGCUUAAGCAUGUUCAGAGAAUGACAAUUCACUUGAAUUCAUGUAAUUAACACUAUUGCCCCGUUUACAAGUCAGGAGAAGAUGUGGAAAGUCCUAAAUCCAUCCCUGCUAUUGUUGUCAUCACACCAAAAUUUUGACCUCGAUGUGAUAUCUGCCUAAAUAAAUCGAUACUUAAACAAUAUCACAGAGAAAAGCUAAAGUUUCAGGGAACGUAAUAGCAUCAUUGAUGAGAAAACAUGAAACUCAAAUUAUUGUUUAUUAUUAUUUAAGAAGAACCUUCAUGCACAUUCUUUUGCAGGAAUUCAUGUUUCUUAAAUACCUUGUGGUUGACUUUAAAUCCAGGGGAGCCCUAUUUACUUGGCCAGUCUGUUCCUGCACAGCUUUUUGAAUAAAUCACAUUAUUAACACUA
Messenger RNA from Stegastes partitus (bicolor damselfish), 2410 nucleotides. RefSeq names its product macrophage immunometabolism regulator (gene macir). The record is from RefSeq and is a predicted model, not a curated record. The coding region runs from base 95 to 748 and encodes 217 amino acids. NCBI's taxonomy places the organism in Eukaryota, Metazoa, Chordata, Actinopteri, Pomacentridae. The transcript is spliced from 2 exons. Gene Ontology annotation, biological process: negative regulation of fibroblast migration; negative regulation of cytokine production involved in inflammatory response.